Molecule: messenger RNA, 1783 nt
Organism: Oncorhynchus nerka (sockeye salmon)
Lineage: Eukaryota; Metazoa; Chordata; Actinopteri; Salmoniformes; Salmonidae
Product: diacylglycerol O-acyltransferase 2-like
Biological process (GO): triglyceride biosynthetic process
Cellular component (GO): endoplasmic reticulum membrane
Molecular function (GO): diacylglycerol O-acyltransferase activity
Source: RefSeq, a predicted model, not a curated record
CAAAUUCGCAUCCACUUAGGUUAUUUUCCAGGAGCGCAUCGGUUUGUAAAUAAAAAUACACCUCCCACCCCCUCCCAUACUGACUGUGACUGGCUCCUCCCAUACCGGUUAAAUGCGCGUUCGGCGCUUCAAUUCAGUACAGUGGAAGGCAGUCAAGAUAGAGGAGCUGUAGAGUUUACAAACUUUAAAGCAGAAAGUAUUUCCAAGUCUUGUAAUCUGUUUAUUCCCGGAGCCACAGUUAUGAAGACCAUACUUGCUGCCUACUCCGGUGCUCUAAAAGGCACAGGCUAUAGCAUCCUCUUGUCCCUGCAGGACCUGCCCUCCCCUCCAUGGCCUGCCCUUCGAUCCAAGAUGGAGAAACAUCUUCAGGUCAUCGCAGUUCUUCAGUGGGUCAUCUCCUUCCUCGCCAUGGGCAUCAGCUGUACUGUGCUGUUAAUCUACAUGUUCUGCACAGACCUCUGGGUAAUCGCUGCCAUGUACACUACCUGGCUAAUCUUCGACUGGAACACCCCCAAACAAGGUGGCAGGAGGUCCUCUUGGGUGAGGAACUGGACUGUGUGGACUUACUUCAGAGAUUACUUUCCCAUCAGGCUCAUCAAGACACACAACCUGCUGCCCAGCCGAAACUACAUCUUUGGGUACCACCCCCAUGGGAUCUUCUCUUUUGGAGCCUUCUGCAACUUUGGGACUGAGGCCACUGGAUUCUCCAAGAAGUUCCCGGGCAUCAAGCCUUCUCUUGCCACCCUGGCUGGAAACUUCCGGAUGCCAAUCCUUAGAGACUAUCUCAUGUCUGGGGGUAUCUGCCCAGUGAACCGUAACUCCAUCGACUACCUCCUCUCUCAGAAUGGAACUGGCAACGCAGUGGUCAUCGUUGGGGGAGCAGCAGAAUCUCUGGACUGUGCUCCAGGCAUGAAUUCUGUCACCCUGAAUAACCGCAAGGGAUUUGUGAGGCUGGCCCUCCAGCAAGGGUCUGACCUGGUGCCGGUCUACUCCUUUGGGGAGAACAAUGUGUACAAGCAGGUGAUCUUUGAGGAGGGAACCUGGUGUCGGCUAGCUCAGAAGCGGCUGCAGAAGAUUCUGGGCUUUGCUCCCUGUCUGUUCCAUGGCUGUGGCCUCUUCUCUGACUCCUGGGGAAUGGUGCCUUAUGAUAAACCCAUCACCACCAUCGUGGGUGAACCGAUCACGGUACCAAAGGUUGAGGAGCCUACUCGGGAUAUGGUGGAACUGUACCAUGCCAUGUACAUCAAGUCCCUCAGGAGCCUCUUUGACAAGUAUAAGACCCGCUUCGGAUUGAAAGAGAGCGACAUCCUGCACAUCCAAUGAGAAAAGAGUGAGCGGGACCCCCUCGGAACCUCAGAACUGUGGCAGCUGUUUGUUCAGCCUCGACACCCCAUUCACGUGCAUGGAUCUGAUUGAUUGUCUCUGGAAUUCAAUCGAUAUACAUAAAGUUGUGGGUGUGUGUAUAAACCCACCCGUGCUCUCAUCCUCGUCCAGUAUACAAGGCUCACGUCCCUACUCCACUCGGGGUGAAAAUGGCAGGUUUUAAUGUUUUAGGUUGCUUUACUAUUCCGCCUGACCUAGUCCUUGCCAAUAGCAAAGUUGACUAUCUUAAAUGUCUCCGAAUGGAGUCUCUUCAGCGUAUGCCACAUUUAUAGAUAUGUUCCAUGACAGAAGAGAUGAGGGAGUAUAGUUUGAUAAGAUGCGAUCACUUGCUUUCAUGUGCAGUAGAACUCCCACUAGGUGGCACUAGAAGGCUAUAUACACACACACACACACACACACA